GGAGGUAAAGAAAGGUGCUCUGCGCGCGCGUGCGGCGAGCGCAGAGCGGAGGGAGGCUCGCCGCGGCCGUGGCGAGGGCCGAGCACGAGGUUUGCGGCCGUAGCUGAGAAACGCGAAGGCGCGAGAGAGAUCGAGAGAGUGGCAGCAACCCCCCGUGUCACGGUGUUGCCAGGAGCCGCCGGUGCACACACUCCUCUCUCUCUCUGUCUCUGUCCAUCUCCUCCGCUCAGCGGAACAUGGCGUAGCAGCCGACCGACCGACCGAACGACCGAGGCAAGUUCGCUCAAAGCGGUCCGGGUGCACGAGGAAGACAUCAAGCCAUGAUGAUGCAGGAGGCCCUGAAGGAGCUCGCCGGGAGUAGCCUGGCCAAUCAGAACGGAGCGAGCAAUGGCAGUGGUGGCCAAUUGGAGGGCAGGAUGAGCUGUGACCUCACAGCUGCCCCGGAGGUGAGCACUGCAGACCUGGUCCAUCUGCAGCAGCAGCAACAGGCACUGCAGGCGAUGGCUCGGCAGUAUCUCCUGCAGCACCAGGCCGCGUCACUCAAGCCACAGAAGGUCAACGACAAGCAGCCCUCCCUGCAGGUUCCGGUGUCCAUGGCCAUGAUGUCCCCUCAAGUGGUGACACCGCAGCAGAUGCAGCAGCUCCUGCAGCAGCAGGUGCUGUCCCCGCAGCAGCUCCAGGCCCUGCUGCAGCAGCAGCAGCAGGCGGUGCUCCUGCAGCAGCAACAGCUUCAGGAGUUUUAUAAGAAACAACAAGAGCAACUCCACCUUCAGCUCCUGCAACAGCAGCAGCAACAGCAGCAGCAACAGCAACAACAGCAGCAGCAGCAUCAUCAGCAUCACCAACAGCAUCAGCAGAGCAGCAGCAAGCCUUCGAAGGAACAUCUGGGCGCACACCAGCUGGCGUUCCAGCAGCAGCUCUUGCAAGCUCAACAGCAGCACCACCUGAUUAACCUACAGCGCCAAGGACUGGGGCUGUCAUUGCCAGGGCAAGGCUUGUCUACAUUAGCCCAGGGCUUGAGCUCGACGGAGCGCCAGCAGCUGUGGAAGGACGUGAGCUGCUCCGGCGGCACCGGAGGGGCGCCCGGGCCCGGCGGGGUCGGCGCCAGCACCAGCGGGGGCGCCUGCGCUCCUGGCGGCCGGGCCGGGUGCUCGGACGACUCGCUGGCCGUGGUGACGUCCACCAAGAACGGCGGCGGGCUCGACCUCUCGUCGCCGUUGUCGUCGUCGUCCUCGUCGGCCAAGCCGUCGCCACCGCUGGGGCAGCCGCCGCCGCUCGCCAACGGGCAGCGCCACACGCCGCGCCGGGAUAGCUGCUCGCAGGAAGAGGUGGUCAAUGGCACCCACCCGCUGUUCGGUCACGGCGUGUGCAAGUGGCCGGGCUGCGAGGCUCUCUGUGAAGACUACGGCCAGUUCCUCAAACACAUGAAUGCGGAGCACGGGCUGGAUGAUCGCAGCACUGCACAGUGCCGGGUGCAGAUGCAGGUGGUGCAACAGCUUGAGCUGCAGCUGUCGAAGGAGCGGGACCGCCUGCAGGCCAUGAUGUCGCACCUCCACAUGAGGCCCUCGGAGCCAAAGCCGACCCCGCAGCCCCUGAACCUCGUGUCGGCCAUCACUUUGUCCAAGAGCGUGGCGAGCUGCGCCAACCCCUGUGAAGUGUCGUCGGGCUGCUCGGGCUCCACGAGCUCCCACAGCGUGCCCCUCACCCCGACGACGCCCACGCCGGCGCCCACCGCCCUCACCCCCAGCGGGCUCCCGCCGCUGCCGUCGCUGCCGCCGCUGGCCGCGCUGCCCCAGGGCGUCAUGCACGGCGUGGCCACCCACCCCAACCCGGGCCCUCCGCCGCCGCUACCGCCGCCGCUACCGCCGAUGCUUAACCGCACGCCGGGGCCGCUGCCUCCGCCGCCGCCGCCGCACCACCACCACCAACACCACCACCACCACCACUCGAGCAUGCACGCCGGCAUGGGCCCCAUCCGGCGACGCCACUCCGACAAGUACAGCAUCCCGGUCAGCGCCGACCUCGCUCAGAAUUACGAGUUCUACAUGAACGCCGAAGUGAGGCCGCCGUUCACUUACGCCGCCUUAAUACGGCAGGCCAUUCUGGAGUCUCCCGACAGGCAGCUGACGCUUAACGAGAUCUACAACUGGUUCACGCGGAUGUUCAUGUAUUUCCGCCGCAACGCUGCGACGUGGAAGAACGCUGUGAGGCACAAUCUCAGCCUGCACAAGUGUUUCGUUCGCGUCGAGAACGUAAAAGGAGCCGUCUGGACGGUGGACGAGCUAGAGUUCCAAAAGCGAAGGCCGCAGAAAAUCACUGGAAGUCCAUCGCUGAUGAAGAGCAUGCAGGCUGGCCUUGGCUUUGGCGCCGCAUUGAAUGCCAGUUUACAGGCGGCCCUCGCAGAGAGCAGCCUGUCGUUCCUGGCGCCCGGCCUCGCUAACCCGGCCGCCGUAGCCAUGCUCAACGCCGUGCAGGACGAGCUCAACGGCUCCAUGGAGCACUUCAACGGCAGCAGCCGUGGAGCCAGCCCCGUCCGGUCGCCCAUGCGCCACCCAAUGCUGGUGAAACAGGAGCCUCUGGACACGGAGAUGGGAGCCCAGAACCAAGAAAUUGAGGAGGAGCUGGAGGAAGACCUGGAAGGAUCCUUCCAGUCGACCAAUCACGAGCAGGGCCUGGAGGAAGAGUCCGGUCCCCUGAUGUCAUCGGCCUAUCAGGGCUUGGAGGAGGGCCCAUUCCACCGCUCCACCAGCCACAGCUCUGACACCGACGAGGAGCGAGGAGGCUUUGAGCGCGACGAUGCCGACGAAAUGGAGGGAUAAACGUUUUCCGCGACCCUCUGUAAAACAAACAAAAAACAUGACAAAAAAUUACAAUGGAUGUUAUAAUGAAACUUUGGUAGCUGGAGAAGACUGUUUUUACAUUUGUCUUUUGAAACAAAGAACAUUUAAAUGUAGAAGCUUCCCAGUUUCACAAUGUGUCACGUAAAUGUUGAUUUUCGGGAUGGGAGGGGGAAGAAAAUAAUAAUUGCUGUCGCGUCUGGGAAAUUUAAACUGGAGACCAAAACGAUUCCUCUACAAGGGAACCUAAAAAAUAACGUGGGUUUAAACCCUAAAUCGGUAUUUCGGCAUUAUCGCAGCGCGUACAUGGGGCAGUAGAUGGGUAGAAAAGCGUCGGAGCGGGAUUUUCUUGGGCGACGCAAUAACCUCCACGCACGACGCGUCUCGAGAAAAAAAAAAUAAACGACCAUUGUGAGAAGAAUUGCUGCACAUCACCUCCCCGAAAAGCUAAGCCGGGCAAGCGACUGCAACGCCACAAGCUACGCUUCGGGCCUGCCCGUUAUCAAAUGCUUAGCAAUUUUUUUUUUUAAAUACUCCCGUUACAAAACACUCACGAGAAAUAAAGGAGAGGUGCCAACUGCACACACAACACACAGUUUACCAAAAAAAAAACUAACAAAAAAAACUGACGCCCUCGACCUCGACCUCGUUAACUAUGAAAGCUUAAAACGUCGGCUGCAUCGUGCAACGUGUAUCCCUCUUGAGAAAUUACAAUGUGUUUUCCAUGUGUGUAAGGAGUUAGUCACUUGAGAAAUUGUGCUUUCAUGGCUGUGUAGUUUUGUUUCUGUCAGCAAACACACACACACACACUUGUUGUUGUUGAUCAAUGUCCUACUUUGUUGGCUUUAUUAUUUGUACCUUCCUUUCGAAAUGGUAACUUCUCAAAAUGUCCUUGCCUGGGAGAAUGCAACAUUGUCUACAGAGACGUUUGCCAAUUGAAACUUCAUGAAGAACAUAAUACAUUACAUUUCAUUACCAGUUAUUUGAUGACAGCCUACACUUGAUAUAACUCAGUACCUAACGUUUUAACAAGAGGCAAAUGAUUGCCACCUAGUUUUAAUUAGGAAAGAAAAAAAAUCGGUUUUUACUUUAUCAUAAAAUCCUCAUUUCGAGCUACGAUUAUUUGUGAUUUACCAAAGAUUAUUUCUAGGGAUGGUUUUUAGUGGCUGAGUGAUCGUGAUGAUCUCGAUUUCCCUUCCGAAACCAAAUAUCCUAACUGUCGCUGCUGAAGCUACCAAAUUAAAGCUUCUAGAGAUCCCAAACAGACGGCAUAACCUCAGCGGACCUGCACACGUGACAUCAACGUUACCUUCCCGAUCUUUGCGCGAGGCAAAGUUUCGAACCUGCGUGAAUAGAUUCGUCGCAUAUUUUUACCACGAGAAUAAGGAUACAGCAUUGAUGCUUGUAGCCCCAAAUUUACAAAAAAAUACAUUUCCGAUAACAUUUUUUUUAUUAUAAAUUACACUUGUAUUGGCAUCUCUGUACCGGUACGUAAAGUGUCAGAUUAUUCCCACAAAUUACGAACGAAAAUCAGUUGACGUUAUUCUUGUAGUUAAAAGCUGUAUUAAAAAAAGGAUUUAAUUGGGAAAACACUGGCAGGAACACACGUGUAUGUCUUCAACGUUACAUGAUGUGUGCAUCGUAUAUACUGUAAGCGGAUAACGCAGGUGUGUGCACUGGUUCUGUGCAUCGACUGUGCACUGAUGUCAUAGGUCUGUGGGUCCGCUUGCAAAUCUGAACCAAAGGUCUCCCUUGGAACCAUUUAACUACCUGAAAAUAGCUCACAGUUGUUAACCAAACAGCAUUAACACAGUUCACAAUCAGCAAAAAUGUAUUUCACUGAUAUUUAAAAAAAAAAUGGCCGCGCCAUCACUACAAGCAGAAGGAUGGAGGUGAGAUUCUGGGGCAGGUCUCGUUAUCGCCUCUUGAGUUUAGAGCGCACCUGCGAAGUAAAGAAAAAAAAACCUACUAGACAAAGGGGAAGCGGUCGGAGCGUUUCAUAACGAUCGCCACGCCUGAAAACAAGCGGUGGGCGGUGGUGGCGGUGGUGUUGGUGGUGAGUGUGCCACCGUUCGAAGCGCACAUCUGUACCUCUGGCCAAAGGGGGUGUGGGAGGGGGGCUCCUAGCAUUGAAAAGUCCCCCCCCCCCCCCCCCCGCUUUGCUGCGUUGGCCGCCUUGUUCACUGGAUUGUCAAGCCUCACGCCUGCCCCACGAGAGACCUUGUGUCUCCCGCCACCCCUUGGAUGCAACAGUGGGGUUUUUGUUGUUGUUGAUGAUGAUGAUGUUGUAAAACAUGCGCCGGAAAGACAGGCCAUAAUCUGUCUGAUGGCACACAAAGACAAAGACCCCACCUCCACCCCGUGCAGCCUUAACACACUGUUGGGGCAAGUGCUGUUAGCGAGUAGCACCUAUGAAGGCCGGCACGGCACACGUGGGGGUCGGGUGGGUAGCAACCACGCCUGGCCGCCUUUGUCUCCCCACAGUGGCGAUUUUUACACAUCGCACCGGGUACUCAUUUGAGGCUGAGUCGACCUUGGGGAGGCCCAGGACCAGUUCAGAUACUCUACAUUUGUGUGGGCGCAUGUCAGCAGACGCGCACACACACAAAAACAAACGCGCGCUGCUGUGUUAGAGUACUCCGCCCCAAUGCUGUCAUACUAUCGGUGCUAAAUUAGGCCCAGUCUAAUUUGGACACUGGCUACGAUUAGAAACAUGUGGGGAUUUUUUUCAUUUUUAAGCAACGUAGUGACGAUAACUAUGCGAAACUUUGGCUCAGUAUUAGGGGAGUAAAGUCCACCAUCGCACGGUCACAUGAGAUGGAGCUCCCUAGCCGUGCUGGGGAAUUCGUGGCGACGCAAGACGUGCCUCCGAAUAGCACGAAGUGGCUACGUACGGUGCGAAAGAAGUUUCAAGUUUUCCAUUUCGCAAAGGGGGGGUGGGGGGGGGUACAGCUAAUGGUUUCUUAAGUUAUAUAUUUUUUUUCAGUCGAAAAUAAACCACUAAAGGUUGCUUGGAGAUGUUUUUAUUCGUCGAAACUUGAGGAUUUCCCCGCAAAGCGGUUGCGACAGAUGUAUUAAUUCAGCGAUUCUCGCCACACCGCGUAGCUCUCUGUGAUCAUUGGAACAGGGCACGCACCUUCAUUUCCCACAUUCACGUGGCUCUGUGAAACUGUUGCAUAGCGCUUGUUUUGGUGAGCGCAUUACAGCAGCAAAGCCGUCUCGUCCUCGCGGUCAUUCACAACCCAUUGAAUCUUGCUGCCACUGGCACAGAUGUUGCUCUUGACUUUACAGCACCAUACUUGCAGGUUGCAAGGUACUCUUCGGACCUCAGAAUUAAACAAGAUCCAGUGCUGGUGAUGAGCGCGCCUGCGAAGUUAAACCGGGCUUGUUUCUGGCCACAAACAAUUAACAAAAAAUGGGAGGCACAGACGGUCGGCCCCAAUUGCCCUCCCUUUUCACCUGUUGGUGGCGUAAACGUUCUCUUUGUAUAGUUGUUAUCGGUGUUUGUUGGGAUGCAGGACAUAGAGAUGUGUACAUAAAAACCACGUACGAAAAAAGCCACAGGCCUGCCCCAAGAUCAAAAAAACUAAUUAUAAUCCAGUCAGUAUGAUAUGAAGUUUUUGUGCUGGGUAGCAGAUAAUAUAAGAUGUUGCAGUUGUACAUAUAUACAUAUAUAAAUAUCUAUAAAUAACAACAAAUUACAAUCUUUAAAAAAAGAAACCUCAAAAUGAAACCAGACCUGUGUUUAGGAUAACAUUUAGGUCCGUUGAUGGUUAAUCUGAAGAACAUAUCUCUGCGUGUUUUUUUUUUGUACUUUAAUGUGCUUUUGCCGUUCGCAUCUCUUGCUGUAAAGUUAUUCGCUUGCUUCCCGAGCAUUUACGCUAGAAUCGCCGCUUUGGACCGGGAGGUCUUCGCUGUGAACGUACCGUGUGCAUGUCUGUUGUUUGCGCACGCAUUUAAGUGGACUGUGUGUAAGCAGUUGUUGUUCUUGCUGCGAUGGUUGAAGCAUUUAGACGUGAAAUCGCCGAGGGCCCUCGUUUUUAAGAAAUGAUGACGAAAUCGAAUAAAUUACUAGCUUUAGUAUUAUACAAGAUCAUCAGGUCAUUGUUAAAAAAAAACACAAAAUGUAAAAAAAAAAAUCACACCGCGAUCUCUUCCUCUUUGUACAUUUUAGCUCCGAAAUGGGGGGCGGGGUUGAGUUCGGGGGGGGGUGGUUUUGAUAUCUUUGUAACGGCGUUUGGCACGUUGAUAAAAUAUUACACGUUUUGAAUUGGCUCACCGCAGUUCAGAUUCAAUUUCUCACUUUGCCCUCGAGACUUCGCGAGCGCUGUUUAGACGAGCCGGUGUGUUUUCAUUGUUUUUAUUUCAUUAUUUUGUUUUUAUUUCAUCAGUACAUGAAAACUAAUAGGACCAAACUGCAACUUGUACGAACAACUUGCGGCCCGUGAUUUUAAGACGUGGCCCACUCUGUGGCCCUCUGAACCGCAGGGCUGGCUGCCACCAAUGCGCAACGAUGGCUCGGUAGCACUAAGCUCUGCGUGACUCAUUCACACUGUCAUGUGUCCCCCCCCUCCACCCCCAAAGAGCAAUUGGAAGGUUAGCAGAUGCUUUUAACCUCUGGAUUAUGAUUGCAAAAGACACCAGUGUUCAAGAAACGGAGGGUGUUUUUUUGUUCGUUCGUGACACAAAUUGCUGUAAACUCUAAAAAGAUAAUAAUAUUAAAAUGAUUUAGGAUUUUCUUUUUUGCUCUUAGCUAUGUCAAUGCUGUGCAUACGUAGAGGGGACACAUAUUGCUUGAUUUGUUCUACUUUGUAAUAUAAAUUUUAUGGAAAGCAAGGCUCUUUCAGGCUGUGUUUGGCUUUCUAUUGUCACUGUUUACAAACCAUGUGGCUUCCAUAUUGAUUUUAAGAAAGGCAAAACUGUAAUGUAAAUAUUAAUAUCGUCAGUCAAAUAGAAACAAUAUGCCUCUGGACAUAGCUAAGAAAACUAUAAACGGCCAAUUAAUUUGUUUUCUGUAUUAAUCCAGAAAAAUUCAAAGUACUUGUCAAAAGAUGUAUUGAAUUUACCUCUGAUCAAAAUGUAGCAUUAUAAAACAAAACGAACAUUAAAAAAGAUAUCUUUACCAGAUUAACAUGAGGACAUUUCAGUUCGUGUCAUGUGGAUUAUCCCAUUGCAAUGAGGACAUCGCACGCCGCGGUUGGUGCGAGUUGGACGUGCAAAGCUCGGCUAUACAUUAUGUCGCACGAGUGCGUAUUUCUUCAAAUUGCGCAUCUUAAAAAAUAAACUAAUGUAUAAGGGUGCAUCCCUCACUGCCACCAACACGGACAUUUUUGUGUAAAUAGAGAAGUGAAGGCCAGCGUAGCCUGUGCCAGCUAUAUCGGGUCCACACGCGCGCGCUAAAACAGACCAAUUCUGUAGUUGACCAAUUGUAGCUGUGUGUAAUCUCAGUACUAAUUACUGACAAUGCUGUAAUGAAUGCAAUAAUAAAAGGAGGUUUAUAAAU
Lethenteron reissneri (Far Eastern brook lamprey) is the source of this 8340-nucleotide messenger RNA. RefSeq names its product forkhead box protein P1-like. Gene Ontology annotation, cellular component: nucleus. The record is from RefSeq and is a predicted model, not a curated record. Gene Ontology annotation, biological process: regulation of transcription by RNA polymerase II. Lineage: Eukaryota; Metazoa; Chordata; Hyperoartia; Petromyzontiformes; Petromyzontidae. Gene Ontology annotation, molecular function: DNA-binding transcription repressor activity, RNA polymerase II-specific; RNA polymerase II cis-regulatory region sequence-specific DNA binding.